Messenger RNA from Rotaria sordida, 1322 nucleotides. The record is from the annotation of a GenBank genome assembly. Lineage: Eukaryota; Metazoa; Rotifera; Eurotatoria; Philodinida; Philodinidae.
AUGUUAUUAUUAAGUAAAAGAAAUUCUGUUCCAUUUCUACAACCAUCAUUAAAAAAUUCAUCAUCAUAUCGUUUUGUUUCGGAUAUUAUACAUGUUUGGAAUUAUUCAAUUCCAAUAAUUCUUUCAUUUGGUAUUGGUUUAUGUUCAGGAAAAUCAACAACUAUAAAUAAUAUUUUUCUUUCAUCAUUUGAACAAUCAUCUUCAAGUAUUUAUUUUCAAAAUACAAUUGAUAUUGAUUUUGGUUAUAGUUUUUUACCUUCACGAUCGAUGAGCAUUGCUGAUGCUCAUGUUAUUGAUCAAUUGAAGAUAAUUAUGACACAAGGAAAAUAUCUAUUAUUGAUUAUUCGAGAUGUUCCUAAAGAAAGUAAUAUUGAUCAAGCUAUUAUUCAAUUGAAUCACAUUAUAGAAAAUCAAAAGCAUCAAUUAACAAUUAUUCGAGAUACUCCUCCCGAUAAUCAUCUUCAACAUUCAAGUCUUUCAUCAUCAAAAUAUCCUACGAUACGAGCAUAUUUUCUGCCUGAUAUUUCAAAUCAAGGUGAUCGUAUUAAUAGAAAUCAUAUCAUAACAUUACGUAAUCAAAUCUUAGAUCAACUACCUAGUCAAUGCAUUCAUGAUAUUGAUUCAAUAAAGGGGGAAUUAAAGUUUUUAAUGGAUGAUGAUUAUAAAAAUCAUUUAAGAGAAGUCAAUCAAAAGAUCAAACCAUUAACAGAUAAAUUAUCAGAUACUGCUUUAAAUGAAAUUCGUGUACCAAAAUAUUUUCCUGAAUAUUUACAAUUUGUUCAAUUAUGUGAAUUAAAAUUAAAAUCAGCACGUUUUGAUUUCUAUGGUUCUGAAAGUGAUACUGUUGUUUAUGAAGUUCGUCGACAAAUUUUUGAAUUAGAAACAGCUUCAAAAACUGUUAAUCAAUCAUUAAGUGUUAUUUUUCAAUUAUUUCUUGAUAUUCUCAAAGCAUCUGAUUCAAUCACAUGUUUAGAAUUACUUAGUACACAAAUAAAAGAUGAACGUCAACAUUUAAUUUCAACAAGUGAUAUGGCUAUGCAAUUGCCUAUUCAAAAAUGUUUAUCUUUAGAAGUUUUAUGGCGUAAUGCAAUUGUUUGUAGUCAAUAUCAACCAUUAGACAUUCAGAAAUCUCUUCAAGGACAUUAUUUUGAUUAUAUUAAAGCUGGUUUUCCAUUUGAAAUUAUUGACGGAGAUAAUUUUCAUUUUCAACAUACAUUUCUAUUUGAAUCUUUAAUGCCUUUUCGAAAUCGUCGAACUUUUGUUAUUAGUAUUAUUGGACCACAAAAUUCGGGUAAAAGUACUUUAUUAAAUUAUAUGUUUGG